CUAGCUACCAAUUACUUUCUCGUAUUCAUCCAGACAGCUAGCUAGUUAUCUUACAGAAAGACACAUUCACCAUCCUUACCACUCCGAUUUAGAAAACAAGGUAAGUUGAACUAUUCUAAUAGCUAGAGACAAUGCCAAUGAGUAACACGUUGUUGUUGAGAAGCUAGGCCUAUAUACCGCGCCACGGUUUUGCAAGAAGAAUGGAAGUUGAUAGUAAAUAAAGCGUUUUCCUGUGUCUUGUCUCGUAGCAGAAUGUUGGGGGAAUGCGGUAUGUUGGAACUAGACAGAAGAGCGCUUCGGAAACGCUCUGUGACCCUCUGCAAAGAGAUGGUGGUGGACGAGCUGUUAAUUCAGUCGCUGCAGGCAGACGACAUUCUUACCGACAGUAUGGCAGAAAGCAUCCUGGUAUGUUGUUCACCAUGUUAAAUUUCGUAGCUCGAUACUACUACCAGGUGACUUAUGACACUAUCAACUUCCCAAAAAUUUAUGCAUUUAUGGCCCAAAUGUCUUCUUGUUGAUUUAUGUCAUUAACUUCAGUCAUGUAAUCAAAUGUGAAUGUUAGCGUAGAUCAGGGUUUCCCAAACUCGGUCCUUGAAACUCGGUUUUGGGCCCCCCCUGUGUGCAUGGUUCAAAGCUUGAUGAUGAGUUGGUUAUUUGAAUCAGGUGUAGUGUUAGGGCUAAAACCAAAACGUGCACCCAGGGGGCGCCCCAGGACAAAGUUAGGGAAACCCUGGUGUAGAUUACCUUGUCUUUGACUUUCCAUUUUUUCUAAUCUCUGUUGAUAUCCGUUGUUCCCCAGGCGGAGCCGACCUCCCACAAGCGGGGCUGGCGUCUGCUGUCCCUGCUCCCCAAGCGUGGUCCCAGAGCCUUCAGCAGCUUCUGCUCAGCACUGAGAGACACAGAGCAACAGCACCUAUGUGCACUGCUCACAGAGUCACCAGAGAGAGACAGCAGGGAGAGGGACAGAGAGAGACAGGUGAGUGGGCACUGGGUGCCACACCACACACAAUAAUCAGAUAUUGAUCCAGACAGACGGGCAGAAGGACAAAGAUAGAAAGGGAGAAUGUAGACAUGGAGGGAGAGGGUAGGUAUGGAGAGAGAGAGGGGUGAGUGCCACAACCAACCUAAGCCUCAAACUGUGCCCCUUACUCAGUGUCCCCAGACAGAUAGGGUGAAAUACAGGGCUGAGGAGGUGAGUUCUACAACAUACCCAAUCCAAGCUUCAGACCGCUAUGCCCCAUUCACAAAGACCCCAGUCAAAAGCAGUGAGAAAGAGGGAUGAAGAAAAAGAGGUGAGACUAGCCCACACCUAACCCAAGCUACAGACUAGGGUUGAAUCUUUUCCUGGUAUUUUACAAAUGUUCCACCCCGAGGGAAAAAAAAACAACCUGUAUUUCCCGCCAAAACCGGAAGUGUCAUUCAAAAGCAUAUAAAUAUGUUAUAAAAAUUAAAACCUAAUGCUACCUGAGCCUGAUGAGCCAUAUGUUAAGUACAUUUUAUUAGCCCUACAUUAACGACAUUUAAUUAACCCAAACCCCAAAAACCCCAAAUGAUUGUGCCAUUAUCUAUAUAAUAUAGGCUACUGCACAUUACGCACGACAGAAAAACAUUGAAGCACAUAGAUGUAGCUAGCUAUAUGCUCGCUUGGGUAAAUAAAUGAAACUAGCUCCAGUAGGCUAAUCUUUUUGAGUGUGAACUAUAUUAUUCUAUUGUAUUAUAUGGACUGGAAUUAUGCACAUCGUUCAAUCCAUGAUAAAGCAGAAGAGAACUUGCGAUUCUGAUGCAGCACAUGCGGCCUACAAAGUAUAGGCUAGUGAAUUUGAUUUUAAUUUUGAAAUAUAAUAGGACCUAUUUGUAUAAUUAGUAGGCUAUCGCGUAUAUAUACCUUUCAUAAUAUUUCCCCUAAUGUUAUUCUCUCUGUUGCUUCAUUCCUUCCUCGCUUUCAACAGAUAAAUUAAAUACGUUUUGUUGUCCUUAUCUUCAUCAUUCUAAUGACACCUUGAAUAAUAUUGGACUAGAAUUGGAUGCAGAAGGCUUUCACUUCUCUUCACGAAGAUUGAAUGGUUAUGGGUCUGAAUAAAUAACUGCUAUAGCCUACCGCCAUCGCGUGUUCACUCUUCUUUCAAACUACCUGUGAGUUCGAUUGGCUGUUGUAUUUAACAUUCAGCAAAAAAUAGCUUAUUCGAAUAGUCUAUUGGUAUAAGAAAUGCUAAAAAGAUUGUCUAGUCUAGCUUUUCCUGCAUGGGACUCUAAGAGCUAAGGAGCGUUUUUUAAGGAGAGGCCAGCGGAGCACAGGUGCUUGUGUAUUGCGCAAGAGACAGAGGCUAUAAGUUAGAAGCUUAUUAUGCAUAACCCACCAUUAAUUAGCUAAAUAUAAGGCUAAUACUGCAUUGAAUGUAUUCCCUGUAAGAGGUAGGCUAGGACAUCUAUCGCUCUCUCUAUAUAUCACAAUCUAGAACAGGAUUAUCUGUUUUGGAUACAAUUUGAAUGGAGUUGAUGGAGAGAAAGGGACUGCGAGAGACUGCGAGUGCGUGCACUGAUUUUAAAGCAACGAUAUUCGGGUGAUGGGCUGUUAAAAAAAUCUGGAGCUGCAAUAAAAACAAAAUUUUUUUUUUUUUAAAACAAGGUGACCCCGAAAGCCAGAUGGAGAUGGGUAAAUUAGACGCACAUUCGGUCUUUAUAUUACUGUAGCAUAGGCUAUGCUGCAGCAAAUGUAGGCCUACCUGUCACAAGGAAAAAAGUGACCAUGAUGAGAUGAUAGGUCUACAUGCAUUGUGAACUGCGCUCCAUACUGAGAUGGGCUGCCUGUCCCCACCCUGAGCGUUGAUUCAUCAUUCAGCGGCCGUAGAGAAGCCAGAUUUAGACAUUGCGUGUCAUUUAACAAUUCCAUUUCACGCCAUGCUGUUCAUAUUAAUAAUUUAUUAUAAUUUACCGGUUUCUCGCAGUUAUUUAUCCCGGGAAAAGGGAGUGGUUUUGGGCGGUAAAUCUCGGUAACCGGGUUCCCGCCAUUCAACCCUACUACAGACUGUGUCCCCCAGAGUUCCCAGAUAGUCACCAGAGAAAGAAGUAGCCACAACACUCCCAACCCAAGCUACAGACUGCUGUAACAGGAAGAAAGAGGGGGAUAGGGAGAGAGGUGAGAGUCAUCCACCACUCCCAACCCUCCUCUGGAUUUUUUGGUAUUCACACUGCAGGCAAGAAUGAGGCAGUAAAAUCAGGAAUGAACUGGUUUUACCUAUAAAUGUUCAGAUUGUAUUGAUGUCAAUGGUAAAUUAAAACAUGGUUAAAUUCUCAAUUUCCUUUGUCCUUCAGAGGUAUGUGGACUCUCCCCUACCACUGCCCACCCAGGAGGGGAAGGUUGCAGCCAAGAGAGCCAGAACACAAGGUGAGUAGAGCAGUCAUCUGAGCUGGGUGCAUUCAAGAUCACAGUUGUUUCAUUCACAAUAUUUGCACGUUUCCUAGGAGAUCGUGGGAAGUGGGAGGGGUUGUUUGUGUGGUUGUUUGGAAAAAAUAAAAUCAAUGUAAUUAUUCUGUUUGUUGGCUUGCAACUCAGUCUUUUAUAAAAAGCAAUUUUUAAUAAAUCCAAUAAAACUGUGUAAAUGAAAAUGUCCCUAUUGAGUCUAGUUUUAUAAUUGUCUCAGUGUGGGAAGAAGUGUGAUAUAGCCGUGGUGUGUAGUGCUACUGCCCAGCCAGUCUCUGCACCUGCAGGUACCACGCCCAUGUGACUUGCUCACAUAGCUGUAGUACAAAGGUUGUUACAACACCAUUAUAUUUGCUUAAACUGUUGCUAACGAUGCACUAUGAACUUCCCUUUCAAUGCAGAAACGUUGUGACCUUGAAUGGAACCCUGCUCUGAUAAGCAUUCUUGUAAUUGUUGGUCUCCACUAGUGUAUUUUAUGGUAUGAAAUACAUGCAGGGUGUAAUGUUGUCCUGAUAUGUGUUUCAGUGUCAAUGGAGAUGUGUCUGGAUGCAGACAGUCCCAUCACCACCCCUGUUCUUCCCUGUACACAAGACUUCUACCGCUCACGCUGCCUACAGGUACAGCGCUCACUGUUAAUACAAACAGGUAAAUCACCGGUCUGUACCAUGUCAGUGCAAACAGGUAAAACACAGUCUCUGUCUGGUGUCUCUUACCUGAGACAAUGAACGUUGUGUUAACUACUGUAUAUUUUUUCACUGCAAAUACAACUGUUACAAUACAAUGCAACUUUAUGCAAUCCCCUAGGGCAUUUAGUUUCAAGGCAGCAGCCACUGCAACAUGCACCUUUGCAACAAACACAUGCAUGCACUUCCUGUGUCCAGAAUGUGUUUCUAGCUGCUGUUUAGCUGCAUUGUCCCCCAAGGUAUUUCUAAGGAGCAGCAGAGCAGAUCUUCCUAUUCAUCCACCUCAACUUGUAACAGCUGUUGAAGUGUCUCCAAUCUAAACAGACAGGAGCGCAUCCAUCUCAGCUAUUAGACUUCUGCAGUAUAGACAGAGUUUAGACAGUACCAGGGGAGUCCCACUGGUCCGUAGAAGACAGUGUUUGUCUAAACCACAGUCAGUUUGACAGGAAACAGAAACGGGGAGAAUUCCCCCAGCCCAUAUGUUCAAGUCUUUGUAAACCUGCUCAGGUUGGGGAUGACUCGUCUCUGAGCUCCACUGGGGUGUAAAACUGUCACUGAAGUACAGGGACAGAAACCACAACAAACAGUGCUGAGAACAGCAGCAACUUAUGCACAUCAUUAUUUUCCUUCUGUCCUCUCUUUCUCCCUUUCUCUCCCCUCCAGUCCUACAGUAUGGUGUCCAGUCCUCGUGGCCAGGCCUUGGUGAUCAGUAACGUGUCCUUUGACCCCUGUGCUGCUCCUGACCUGGACUCCAGGAGGGGAGGGGAAGUGGACGAGGAGGUCCUCAGGAAGGUGUUCACUGAGCUGGACUACAUAGUCACCGUCCGGAGAGACCUCACAGCGCAGGUAACACACACACACACACACACACACACACACACACACACACACACAGUAAGACGGUGGUGCCAAAGGUUUAGCAGCACAACAGUGCUUCAACCAACAUGGACUAUAUCAGUGGAUCCCCCACUAGCUUCAAUCAGUGACCUUCACAUAGACCCGUGGGCUAUUAGAGUUAUGGGGUUAGCUAGUGGAGACAGCUGUUUGUAGCAUUGGUCUUACCAUUACCAUUUGUUUACAAUGCAAAGAACAAAGGGUGAAUUUACACCUCUACACUUCCUCUGUAUAACUAGUGGAGCUUGCACUUUGUGACAAAAUGUAUAAAAAUAAUUCUAACAGUGCUAUGUAAUUAGAAUAUAGUUUAAUACUUGAUUGAUUGAUUGAUCACUCUCUCUCCCUGACAGGGCAUGCGGGCGUGCAUUGAGCAGUUUGGCAGACGGCAGGAGCACCAGACACUAUCCAGCUGUGUGGUGUGUCUGCUGUCCCAUGGAGUAGAGGGGGCUAUCUACGGCACAGACGGACAGCUACUGGAGGUGUGUGUGUGAGAGUGAAAGCCUUUCGUUCAGUUGAGAGUGAAACCCUUUCUCUCUGAUGAUGAUAUUAAUUUAAUCUCUGUCUUUCUCUCUCAGUUAGACUGGGUGUUUGAGGCGUUUGACAACGCGCACUGUCCUCUACUGCAGAAUAAACCCAAGAUGUUCUUCAUCCAGGCCUGCAGAGGAGGUGAGCUCACACAUGAUCUCUCUGCCCACACUCUCCCUCCUUCCCUUUCCCCAACCCUCCCUCGCUCUUUUUGUCUCUCCCCUGUUCUCUUCUUCUAAUCCGUCUUCUCUUGGUCUCCCUCCAGAGGAGAUGGACUGUGGUGUGGAGCAGUCAGACGGGCCAGAGAGGACCCAGUCUCCUGGCUGUGAACAGAGGGAUGCAGGGAGGGAGGGAGAGGGGGAUGGAGACACCAGGCAGACGGAGGAGAGAGGCAGGCUCAGAGUCAAACUGCCCCAGCGCUCCGACAUGAUCUGCGGUUUCGCCUCCCUCAAAGGUGUGUGUGUGUGUGUGUGCAUGCUUACGUGUGUUGUCUGUUGGUUUAUGAUGUGUAUAUGGUGAAUGUUGGAAUAUUUGGUAUUGUGUGCGUGUUGGUCCCUACUAGGUAAUGUAUUGUCUGUUGGUCCCUACUAGGUAAUGUAGCGUCUGUUGGUCCCUACUAGGUAAUGUAGCGUCUGUUGGUCCCUACUAGAUAAUGUAGCGUCUGUUGGUCCCUACUAGGUAAUUUAGCGUGUGUUGGUCCCUACUAGGUAAUGUAGCGUCUGUUGGUCCCUACUAGGUAAUGUAGCGUCUGUUAGUCCCUACUAGGUAAUGUAGCGUCUGUUUGUCCCUACUAGGUAAUGUAGUGUGUUGGUCCCUACUUGGUAAUGUAGCGUCUGUUGGUCCCUACUAGGUAAUGCAGUGUCUGUUGGUCCCUGUUAGAUAAUGUAGUGUGUUGGUCCCUACUAGGUAAUGUAGUGUGUUGGUCCCUACUAGGUAAUGUAGGGACCAACUCUCCCGAAUGGCGCAGUGCUAGCUGUGCCACUAGAGAUCCUGGUUCAAAUCCAGGCUCUGUCGUAGCCGGCCGUGACCGGGAGACCCAUGGGGCGGCGCACAAUUGGCCCAACGUCGUCCAGGUAGGGGAGGGAAUGGCCGGCAGGGAUGUAGCUCAGUUGGUAGAGCAUGGCGUUUGCAACGCCAGGGUUGUGGGUUCGAUUCCCACGGGGUGCUAGUAUGAAAAAAGUAAUAAAAUAAUGUAUGCACUCACUAACUGUAAGUCGCUCUGGAUAAGAGCGUCUGCUAAAUGACUAAAAUGUAAAUGUAAAUGUAAUGUAGUAAAUGUAAAUGUAAUGUAGUGUCUGUUGGUCCCUAUUAGGUAAUGUAGUGUGUUGGUCCCUACUAGGUAAUGUAGUUUGUUGGUCCCUACUAGGCACUGCAGCCAUGAGGAACACCAAGAGAGGAUCCUGGUUCAUCCAAGAGCUCAACUCAGCACUCCGCUUCAGAGCCAGAGACACACACCUAUCAGACAUACUGGUGCAGGUAAACACAAACAAACACACACCACAUAUCACUGUCAUAGUAAGUGCAUUUUCCCUCAAUAAAGUAGUUAUCAGCAAAUUCAGUGCUAGUAACCUUUUGUAACCUCUGUCCCCAGGUGAAUGGUCGUAUUAAAGAAAGAGAAGGCUAUGCUCCUGGCACUCCCCACCAUCGCUGUAAGGAGAUGUCUGAAUUCACCAGCUCCCUCUGCAAAGACCUCUACCUGUUCCCCAAGUACCACCCUCAGUACUGACACACACACAUUCCGGCGCACCUACAUCGUCACACACACACCGCACCCACUACUGACACACACACACACUGUUAUACACACUCAUAGAGGAUUCAUUCAUUCACAUUUGCUGUGCAAAUUCCCUCUCACAGACAAACUCUUGGAAAGGAAAAUGGAACAAGUUUAUGUAAAUAUAUGUACUUGGUAAUGGGCAUUAAGUAUACGUUACUGGUAUGCAGCUUAUGUGUGUACCUACCUAUCAGCUAAGCUUCCUGUAUGUGUAUCUGUGCCAGUUAUGAAUGGGAUUGAAAUGUUCUAUGAAAUAAUUUUAGCUAGCUAACACACCAGAGUAUAUUUAAAUCUUUCGCUUUUAAUUUCGUACUAAACAGUAUCUUUUGGGUUUCAAGAUGAUUCUUUUUUUAAACAUGUAUUUUGUAUGCAGAUAUAUUUGUAUCCAGUUAUUUUGUAUCAAAUCCUUUUGAAGCUCUUUUUUGUAAGAAUUUUAAAGCCCUUGUCCCCUUUUUGUAUGAAAAAAUGUUUAUUAUAACAUGCAUAAUGUUAUAUGCAUUAGAAUACGAAAUCCCCCUGACCAAAUGAAGGUAUGUAUCCGUGUCCACCUGAUGGGCAGACAGAUGGCAGUGUAGAGUUGUUGGCUGAUGAUGCAGCAUAGAGGGAGCUGCAUUUCAAUACCUUACCGUUUUUACCCCCUCAUCCUAGUAAUCUUGAGUCUUCCACUGAAGGACAUUGGAACAAGUAGAUAUGAUAUUGGGAGAUUCCAGUUUGUUAGCAAUGAUUUGAUGUGUUAUUGAUCCAACGAGUGUAAUGGAGUCAUGACCAUUUCUCUCACAAACAACCGUCCUCCUCCCCCCUCCAAUCUCUGUACCUCCAUGAGGGGCUUACUAUGUAAACAAGUUAGGGCACGUCUUUACAUCAAGUUGCCUUAUGGCAUAUAGAAUAAUUUUUGUAACCAGACUGUUAUUACUUAGAUGUGAUGAAAGAAAUGUGUCACAUUUGGGGGGGGAUUAGUUACAUUUAUAUGUAGUCACACCAAUGAAUUAUAUUAGAAUUCUAUGUAACUGCUUGUGAUCUCUGGUCAACUUGAGAUCUAAGUUAUCCACUGUCAAUGUUUCUUUGACCAUUAAGAUUUCAGUUCACAAAAUGGAUGUACAUGGAUGUUUUAAAGAUAUAUGGAUUGAUUUUAAAGCAGCUACUGUAUUUUCCUUAGAAAUUUGAUAUGCAAUAUUCCAUAGCAAUGUGUGCCAUGUGAAAGAUGUAUUAAGUAUUGUCUUUAAAAUACUUGGUUGAUCAUUUAUAUAAGACAAUGCAUCACAUUCAAGUGUAUGAGCAGCAAUAUUGAUGUUUCUCAGAAUGAGCAGUGUAUGAAUUGUAUGAAUGAAGCUGUUGACCAACCAAUCACAGAGACAGCGCGGUGUGCCCAUCUUUAAAAGGGACAGUUCCAUAGAGAUCCUAUUAAAUUAGUAUUCUAAUUCUAUGGACAGUUCACCCCAAAAUCAAAGUUUGCCAGUUUGUUAGAAGUUUUCCAUUUGGUUUGAAGCCUCUAGUUCAGUUAGUUCAAACUUAAUGUGUACAAUAUGGCAGUAUCUACACAACAGGUAUGGGGGGAAAGUCAUAUUUGUUGUUAUUGUAAAUGUUCAGAAAGUGGAUUUUGUGGUGAAGGUGGCUAUCCCUUGAAAGUGAAGUACUGAUGGCUGGGGUUCACUGCCAUAAGAUAAGGAUCUGCUGGGGAUGGGGGAGAAGAUGACUGUAUUUAUGUGGAAAACAAAGACUGCCAAAUGUUCAAGAAAAUAAACAACCCUCUGUUUUUUCUAUGAAUUGACUUUCUAUGAGUUGUGUUGACAUGCACUGUGUGCUGUGUGUGUGAAACUGUGUACGAGAGAGCGCUGUACAUAUGUACACUGCAUGAUAUUAUAUUUUGAUCUCUCGUUGUUGUUUGUUUAUAUCUGUGUACAUCCUGUCCCCCUCUCAGUAUACUGGUAUAGUAUAACUCAUAACCCUGUAGUAAGGAGUAUUUCAUGACUAUGAUAUGCAUCAUGAGUCACACACUGAGCACCACCACUGUGAUAAUGUUCUCUGUGUAUCAGGUAGUGCCUCAGCCAGCUGUCCAUAGUCAUUCUGCCUGACACACAUCACACACAUCUCACACUCGCCCUCGGUCAGAGUGACACAUUUUUCUCUGGCCACCACCGUGCAGUGAGAUUAGGUUGUUAUGCGGUGGCGUGUGGUCUCCAAAGCAGAGAAGAGGUUUAAGGGAUUGGUGGGGCCCGGGCCAUUCUCUCUCUCUCUCUCUCUCUCUCUCUCUCUCUCUCUCUCUCUCUCUCUCUCUCCUCUCUCCUCUCUCCUCUCUUCUCUCUUCUCUCUUCUCUCUCUCUCUCUCUCUCUCUCUCUCUCUCUCUCUCAGGGCCAUGUGCCAUGCUGUCUCAUCAGGCUGA
Messenger RNA from Coregonus sp. 'balchen', 9678 nucleotides. NCBI's taxonomy places the organism in Eukaryota, Metazoa, Chordata, Actinopteri, Salmoniformes, Salmonidae. The record is from the annotation of a GenBank genome assembly.